Molecule: messenger RNA, 2182 nt
Organism: Ornithorhynchus anatinus (platypus)
Lineage: Eukaryota; Metazoa; Chordata; Mammalia; Monotremata; Ornithorhynchidae
Gene: MAF
Product: MAF bZIP transcription factor
Biological process (GO): lens fiber cell differentiation; regulation of transcription by RNA polymerase II
Cellular component (GO): nucleus
Molecular function (GO): DNA-binding transcription factor activity, RNA polymerase II-specific; RNA polymerase II cis-regulatory region sequence-specific DNA binding
Source: RefSeq, a predicted model, not a curated record
GAAGAGGAGGAGGAGGAAGAAGAGGCGGGGGGGAGGGGGACCCCAAGUGCCGCGCGGCCCGAGGCCCGGGGCUGGGCGAAGAACUGCGGGAGGGACCGCGGAGCGGGACGGGGGACGGGAGACCGGGCCAGACCCCGCGCCGCCAAGCUGGCUCAUCCGCUGGCCCCCGCGCCCGGCUCGCUGGCGGCGCCCCUGCCCCUGGCCCUGCCCCUGCCCCUGUGGAGGGGCGCGGGAGGCGGAGCGGGGGGAGCGGGCAGGAGGAUGGCCUCCGAGCUGGCCUUGAGCAACCCCGACCUGCCCAGCAGCCCCUUGGCCAUGGAGUAUGUUAAUGACUUCGAUCUCAUGAAGUUCGAGGUGAAGAAGGAGCCGGGCGAGAGCGAGCGCAUCAUCAGCCAGUGCGGCCGGCUCAUCGCCGGGGGCUCGCUCUCCUCCACGCCCAUGAGCACGCCCUGCAGCUCGGUGCCCCCCUCGCCCAGCUUCUCGGCGCCCAGCCCGGGCUCGGGCAGCGAGCAGAAAGCGCCGCUGGAGGACUACUACUGGAUGGGCAGUGGCUACCCGCAGCCGCUGCCCCCCGAGGCGCUGGCCUUCAGCCCCGAGGACGCGGUCGAGGCGCUCAUCAGCAGCGGCCACCAGCUCCCCGGCGCCUUCGAGGGCUACGCGCGGGGCCAGCCGCCGCCCGGGGCCGCGGCGGCCGGCGGGGCCGGGGACGAGCUGGGCUCGGCGGCCGCCGUGGUGUCGGCCGUCAUCGCGGCGGCGGCGGCGCACGGCGGGGGCCCCCACUACCCGGCCCCGCCGCCCCCGGCCCCGCCGCACCCGCCGCACCCCGGGGGCCUCCCGCACGGCCCGGCGGGGACGGGCUCCGGCGGCGGCGGCGGCGGCGGGGAGCGGGCCGGGCCUGCCCCCGCCCCCGCCCCGGCCCCCGGCGCCCACCCCGCCGCCCUGCACUUCGACGAGCGCUUCUCCGACGAGCAGCUGGUCACCAUGUCGGUGCGAGAGCUCAACCGGCAGCUGCGCGGGGUCAGCAAGGAGGAGGUCAUCCGCCUGAAGCAGAAGCGCCGGACCCUGAAGAACCGCGGCUACGCGCAGUCGUGUCGCUUCAAGCGGGUGCAGCAGCGGCACGUGCUCGAGGCGGAGAAGAGCCAACUGCUGCAGCAGGUGGAGCACCUCAAGCAGGAGAUUGCCCGGCUGCUCCGCGAGCGGGACGCCUACAAGGAGAAGUACGACAAGCUGGUGGGCAGCGGCUUCCGAGAAAACGGCUCGACUAGCGACAGCCCGUCCUCGCCGGAGUUUUUCAUGUAUCCAAGAGAAUCCUCAACAUCAGUGAUGUGAAAAUUCCUGUUGCCUGACAUCAAAAAGAAAACAAGAUGCUGGAAUGCUGAUGGCUUAUAAGACAACUUUCUGGCAUGAAGACAGCCACAAAGCACAAAACUAAACACAACAAAAACUCAGAAAAGAAGCAAGAAAAAAACGGGGUUUUCGUGGCAUCUACAAUACUUUAUUUUUCCUCUAGUUUUCUUUUCUAAAGAAAAACGAAACUAAAACAUUUAGAGAAAGAUUGAAAGAAAAAGUGUCCGGGUUCUCUUUAGGAGACAAUAGUCGAGCACGCUCUUUUACUCACGGGGAACUGAGACACCAUGAACCUCAAACUCCUCAAAACUGUGAAAGAAGAACGAAUGAAUGGAAUAACCUUUAACCUCUGACUGCACCCUGGGCGUUCUUAAGGACACAGAGUCCUUUUAUCUUACCCUCGAGUGUCUAGAGCAUGAUUUGCUACAUGCCUUUUAUUCUAAUUGUCAAUAUUUACUCAGCAGUGAAGGAAGGACCUCUAAACUCUACUUCUCAACCACUUCGACAUCACCGUUACACUUGCAGGCCAAAGCCAAGGACCCAUUAUUUUCUUUUCUGUCGUUGCCAAGCCCUGGCCAAUUUGGUCAGGUCAUCAAUGACCUCCCCAUCAACGAGCAAAGUCAUACUGUGUAACGUCUUCUCUCUAGCCAAUGAAGAAAUCUCAUGUUUCGUUUGCGGCCCGCUAAGCCAUUCAAGUCAUUGAAAAAGUCUCCCUGGACUUCUGAAAAUCACAAAGGAUGCCAUGCACUCCACCUGGGGUUCCACUUUGAACAGACUACAAUCAAGAGUGAUUAAAACAUACCUAACUAAGCGCCCCCACCCCCACCCCCAAAAA